Anastrepha ludens (Mexican fruit fly) is the source of this 2896-nucleotide messenger RNA. It is a transcript of the gene l(2)37Bb, whose product is annotated as FAD-dependent oxidoreductase domain-containing protein 1. The record is from RefSeq and is a predicted model, not a curated record. Gene Ontology annotation, cellular component: cytoplasm. Bases 131 to 1630 code for a protein of 499 amino acids. The transcript has 3 exons. NCBI's taxonomy places the organism in Eukaryota, Metazoa, Arthropoda, Insecta, Diptera, Tephritidae. Gene Ontology annotation, molecular function: oxidoreductase activity.
CCCAGCUGUGAUAUAUGCUUAUGACAUCCUCCUUGAAGAAAUCGUGUGUAAAUAGUUAAUAGCUAAUUCCUUUUUAACAACUUCAUUAAACUCAAUUAUUUAUUUUGCUAUAACAAGUACAGAAGGUAUAAUGAAGAGUCUAUCAUUCAGCCGCUUUUUAAAUUCAAGAAACUGCUAUCGGCCGACGCUUAUAAGGUCUUUUAGCGAUAAUAACGAUAAUAGAACAGAACAUCCUCAUCCAAUUCAGCGCACAUUUAAACUUCUCCGGAACGAUAUGCGUAAAAUCAAAAAAUUUUUGACUCCCUCAAUUAAACAACAUGAGGAGGUUGAGGAGGAAAAAACGCAUGUGGGAAUUCCUGAUGAAAAUGAGUUCCAGACACAUUGUGAUGUUCUAGUAAUUGGGGGAGGAGGUGUUGGAGCUUCUAUAGCGUACUGGUUAAAAAAAAAAGCCCGCGAUGGACUAAAUGUUGUUGUUAUUGAACGUGACUAUCCUCUUUUAAAUAACAAGGCUUGUUUAACGCUACCUGUGGGUGGCUUGCAUCAGCAGUUUCUUUUGCCUGAAAAUAUUGAAAUGGCUCUUUACGCAGCAGAGUUUAUGAGGAAUUCAAAAGAGAAGUUGGGCGUUGAUGUAAACUUUGACCCACAAGGAUUUCUUACCUUGGCUUCUGAGGAAAACGCGGAAACUCUAAAAAGAAUGUCGCAGAUACAAAAUGAAUUUGGGGCUCGGACUGAUGUUCUAACCCCAGAGCGUCUCAAAGUAAAAUAUCCCUGGCUAAACGUGGAAGAUGUAGCCCUUGGGUGUCAAGGACUCGAAAAACAUGGUUGGUUUGAUGCAAACAAUUUGUUAUUUGGCUUAAGAAGUAGAGCCAGCGAAUAUGGUGCACAUUUUAUAAAAGCGGAAUUAAUAGAUUUUGAAUUUCAAAGUGACACAGAUGUUGUUGUGGAAAGUGGAACCACAGUAAAUACGUACCGAGCUUUGGAUAAAGCAAUAGUAAAAACUCCCAAUGGCGAUACGCGCACUAUAAAAUUUGCGAUUUGCGUACUUGCUGCUGGAUCUAAUUCCGAGCAAAUUGCUCGAUUGGCUAAAAUUGGCACAGGUCCUGGCAUUUUAAAAGUUCCACUACCAAUUCAACGCCGCAACUGUUGUAGUCAUAUUUUAAGUACUGAUGCCAUUAACACACCAGGUCUGGGAACCCCAUGUAUAGUUGAUUUGAAUGGUUUAUAUUUUCGAAGAGAAGGAUUAACUGGUAACUAUAUUGCCGGACUUACCAAUUGCACAGAUUCAAAUAAUGAAAAUGUACCUGAACAAAACCAUUUUGAAAACAAUGUUCUGCAACAUUUAAUGCAUAGAAUGAAAACAUUUAAGAAGCCACAGGUCAUCGAAACUUGGGAAAGUUUUUAUGAAUACAACGUUUUUGAUGAAAAUGGUAUUCUCGGGCCACAUUCUUAUUACAAUAAUCUUUACAUUGCGACUGGAUUUUCUGCUCUAGGCCUACAGCAAUCGCCUGCAGUAGGAAGAGCUAUUUCUGAACUAAUAAUAGACGGACAGUUUCGAACAAUAGAUUUAACGAGGUUUGGUUUUGAUAGAAUCAUUCUAGAUCAACCGAUAUUCGAAUAUGCCUUUAUGUAACUUAUUCAUAUUUUGUAUCUAUGUAUAUAUCAUACAUACAUAUGUAUGUAUAUCAUAACCUUGUUUAUAGUCGAAAAACGAUCCAGUGUUCAAUGCUACUUUAUGUAUAAUGCGUAUAAAAAAUUAAUUCAUUUCUUUAAAUAUAAUAUAUUAAUUGGAUACUUUGUAUUAUGGGAAAUAUGAAUAGAUACAUACGUAGAUAAGGAAAAACCUCCCAUGAAAGCCAACAAAAUUGUUUAAAACCAUUUUAAAAGGCAAUAAAACUAAUAUGUCAGUAAGCUGAUAUUCGAAAAUACAUUACUGUUAUUAAAACGCAGAAGAAGAAAAGUGACAUUGUAAUCGAAUUUUAUAACACGUAAAAAUGAAGUCGCCAUAGCAGUGCAGUCUGCCAAGUAAAAUAUCCCACUAAAACCCAUCUGUUCAGAGGUGGCAUACAACUCUAGACGCUUUGAUUUGUGUGAAGAUGUACACACUACGAUAUUAUAAUAUUAUCAUUGUUGUAACAGUUUCCAAAUUAUAAUAAGAGCAAAUGUAAACAAGAUUCUAUAUUAAGGUUAAAAAACAAGUGUAGGGCGCAAAUGAACGCAUUUUUAAUUUUCAAACUUCAAUUUUCUUAUAAAAAUCAAGAAAAUUAAAUGAAAUCCGAUUAUGUCUAGACUUAUGAGGAUCCGAUGUUAGGAUUAUUAAUGUUAUAGCCACUUACCAAGCCCUGUCUUGUUCAUUUUGCCCAUUAAUUCUCAUCGCCUAUUUCAAAAGCGUAAAACAAAAGCACAAAAUACGAUCAUUGGUAUUGGAGUUAAGUUGUUUAAAGCGGUAGUAAUUUCUUGUUCAUUUUGUCCAUUAAUUCUCAUCUUCGUUGUUGUCCAAUGGUAAACCUAAGCAGUUUACUAUUCCAAAAAACGUAAGACCAAAGAACAGAAUACGGUCAUUGGUAUUUUGGAUGGUAUAAUAUCGCCCAUUAGACUAGUUAUUUUUAAGUCAAUUACAUUUAAUAUAUUCAAUAAAAAUACACAAUGUGAUUGCAUUCAAAUAAACACAGAGAAUUAAUUCAAAGCUCCACACAUACAUAUGUAUUUUCAUUUGAACUGUCCCGGAGUCGGACCAAACAAUCCGCCACCCUGUUUGCUUGCUGCUCUUGAAGGUGCGAAUCCCAACAACUUUUGAAUAUUCUGCCUUAUGGACAUAGUACAAAGAAUGUAAAGGAAGAUGAAGGAACAAUCGGUAUAAUCAUCGCCUGAUAGGUUCCUAUGGCUCAAACCUUGUAUC